Messenger RNA from Miniopterus natalensis, 1092 nucleotides. The record is from RefSeq and is a predicted model, not a curated record. NCBI's taxonomy places the organism in Eukaryota, Metazoa, Chordata, Mammalia, Chiroptera, Miniopteridae.
AUGAUGGGCAAUCGAACCACAGUGAGCACCUUCCUUCUGUGGGGAUUUUCCAGUUUCCCAGACCUGCAGGGUCUCCUCUUCGGUCUCCUCUUCGUGAUGAUUUUCUUCUGCCAUGUGACUAUCCUAGCUGCAAAUGUGUCCGUAAUGGUGGCCAUCAAGCUCAGUCACAACCUUCACACCCCCAUGUACUUCUUCCUCUGUGGCCUGUCGUUUUCAGAAACCUGUGCCACUAUGGUAAUCAUCCCCCGCAUGCUAGUGGACCUGCUAUCGGACAGUAAGACCAUUUCUCUUCCUGAGUGUGCCACACAGAUGUUCUUUUUCUUCGGCUUGGCAGGCAAUAACUGCUUCAUCAUGGCCGCCAUGUCCUAUGACCGUUACACUGCCAUUCACAACCCGCUGCGCUAUGCCAUCCUGAUGACCCACAGGAUCUGCUUUCAGCUCCUGAUGGCCUCUUCUGUCACUGGGACCGUGAUGUCGUUGUGCAUUGUCCUCAUAGUAUUCAACUUGUCUUUUUGUGACUCCAGCACCAUCCAGCACUUUUUUUGCGACAUCGCACCUGUAGUCUCCCUUGCCUGUGAUUACACUUUGUUUCAGAAAAUGAUCCUUCUUGUAUGCAUUGUCUUUGUGUUGGUGGGCAGCUUUGUUUUAAUUAUGAUCUCCUAUGUCUUCAUUGUGUCCAUAGUUGUGAAGAUGCCCUCUGCAAAGGGGAGGUAUAAGGCCUUUUAUACUUGCUCCUCUCACCUCACCGUAGUGUGCCUACACUAUGGAUUUGCUGGCUUUGUCUAUCUGAGACCCAAGGACAGUGAUUCAUUUCGUGAUGAUAUGCUGAUGGCUGUGACAUACACAGUGCUGACUCCUCUGCUUAAUCCCAUAGUUUACAGCCUAAGAAACAAAGAAAUGCAAAUAGCUCUAGGAAAAGUACUGGACAAUGUCUAUAGGUUUUUCUCACAGAUGGAAUUUGACUACUCCCAAGCUGAACAUGGGCUGGUGAGAUAUCAAAACACCAAGUGGAAAUCAGCCUAUGGGAGGCUGGAGGUCUUAGCAGAGACUUGGGCGUUUUGCAGUGCUAGUUUGAUAGAGUUUGUUAAAUAG